Messenger RNA from Meloidogyne enterolobii, 258 nucleotides. NCBI's taxonomy places the organism in Eukaryota, Metazoa, Nematoda, Chromadorea, Rhabditida, Meloidogynidae. The record is from the annotation of a GenBank genome assembly.
UGUCAUAUAGUGUGAAGAAAUAUAGGGAAAAUAUUAUUGAGGCAAACACUUGCUAUAGGGGAUUUUCGUCUUGGCAUAGACUGACUAAUGCUUGUGGCAUUGGCGAGAAAGAUAGUUAAUUUUUUAUUUUUAAGACAAGCUUGCGGUAAAAUUCAAGGCUUAGGAUCAAAAGUCUCGCACAUUUCUCUAUUUUCAUUUUACUCUAAUAUACUUCAAUGUUUUCAUUUUCUGCUAGUUUUCCGAUUUUUAUUCUCUUAA